Messenger RNA from Engraulis encrasicolus (European anchovy), 2855 nucleotides. Its product is annotated as glycerol-3-phosphate dehydrogenase 1-like protein. Gene Ontology annotation, cellular component: glycerol-3-phosphate dehydrogenase (FAD) complex; cytosol. Gene Ontology annotation, molecular function: NAD binding; glycerol-3-phosphate dehydrogenase [NAD(P)+] activity; protein homodimerization activity. The record is from RefSeq and is a predicted model, not a curated record. The coding region runs from base 66 to 1004 and encodes 312 amino acids. Lineage: Eukaryota; Metazoa; Chordata; Actinopteri; Clupeiformes; Engraulidae. Gene Ontology annotation, biological process: carbohydrate metabolic process; glycerol-3-phosphate catabolic process. The transcript is spliced from 8 exons.
CGGCAAUCGCCAAAAUUGUUGGGCACAAUGCGAAAGGCAACAACAGAUUUGACCCCAUUGUGAAUAUGUGGGUGUUUGAAGAGAUGGUCAAUGACAAGAAACUCACCGAGAUAAUCAACACGGAGCACGAAAACGUCAAAUAUCUACCCGGGCACAAACUUCCCAAAAAUGUGGUAGCUAUUCCUGAGGUGGUGGACGCCGCUAAGGGGGCAGAUGUGCUGAUCUUCGUGCUCCCCCAUCAGUUCAUCACCCGCAUCUGCGACACUAUCAAACCCCACGUCAAGACCGGAGCCAUCGGGAUAUCACUCAUCAAGGGUGUGGAUGAAGGCCCAGAGGGUCUGCGUCUGAUCUCCGACAUCAUCCGUGAGAAGCUGGAGAUGGACGUCAGCGUACUCAUGGGGGCCAACAUAGCCAACGAAGUCGCAGACGAGAAGUUCUGCGAAACCACCAUUGGUGCCACUAACUCAGCCAAUGGGCAGCUGUAUAAGGAGCUGCUGCAGACGCCAAACUUCCGUAUCACCGUGGUAGCGGAGAGCGAUACAGUCGAGCUCUGCGGCGCUCUGAAGAACAUUGUUGCGGUGGGUGCGGGGUUCUGUGAUGGACUGGGUCUGGGGGACAACACCAAGUCAGCGGUGAUCCGCCUGGGCUUGAUGGAAAUGAUCGCCUUUGCCAAGAUCUUCUGCAAGGGGCCUGUGACAUCGGUGACCUUCCUGGAGAGCUGUGGGGUGGCCGACCUCAUCACCACCUGCUACGGGGGACGCAACCGCAAGGUGGCCGAGGCCUUCGUCACCACGGGAAAGUCCAUUGCUGAGCUGGAGGCUGAGAUGUUGAAUGGCCAGAAGCUUCAGGGUCCUCAGACGUCUGAGGAGGUCUACAAGAUCCUCAUGAAGAAAAACAUGAUCGAAAAGUUCCCACUGUUCAAGUCGGUGUAUCUGAUCUGCUUCGAGGGCAAGCCAGUGAAGGAGUUCAUCACGUGCCUACAGCAGCAUCCAGAGCACAUGUGAUUGGGCCACUACGGUGUACGGCGAGGGACAAACCUAACCACUCCAACUCUGCAAAGAGACACACACAAGAAACACUUUAUCCUAAGAAACGCACACAGUAACUUACUCAGUGGACAACCUACACAGUAAAUAAUACAGUGUUAAUUCAACAUGUAGAGUUGAUUUUAUUUUCUAGAGCAGGCGUGGGGGAACCUUUUCCAUUUGAGGGGCCACUUCAAAUUCAUUAGAGGGCUGUAAAAGUCCUCGGUACUGGCCACAAAUCAGGAUUUCCCUCUGCACUUUAGGCCUAUAUUUUAAAACAGACCCCCACCUUCUCUAGAUCCCCCGAUUAUAACUUAAUUGUAUUGCAAAUGUGUUUUCUAAGAUUCCAUUAGAAAAUGUGUCAUAUCUCAUGUGAAGCUGCAUAAUAUUAAAAUUUAAUUGGGGUCCGGAUAAAACGGCCGCAAGGGCCGCAAACGACCCUCAAGACAUAGGUUCCCCACCCCUGUUCUAGAGUGUAUUUUGUCCCAAAGAACUCUUUAAGUGUUGAAUUAGCACUGAUUUUUACAGUGUAGUGUACUGUACAUACUAAUGGUUCUUGUUUAGUUCUCCUUUUGUAGUUUUUCUGACUCUCAGUCCAACCCUGUGGUGUUUGUUUAUGAAAUUGAAUGUAUAUCCCCAAUCCCACUACCAGUUCCUGCUUAUUGGAACUCUUUUGAGAAUCAGGUACACAACUGUUCCAGUGCUCUACCUAACUGCAAUGUUUAAGUAGCCCAUGUCUUUUUUCCUAAAGCACUUUUGACUAUAAAGUCCACAUUCCGAUGACAACCAAUUGAAAUGCUCUAACACAAGAAUGAAGUGAAAUUGUCUCCUGUGGGAUGUCCAAAACAGAAAACACUCCACCAUGAUGUUUUUUAAGUAACCUAUGAUUGAAUGGUGAUAUCAGUUGCAGUCUCUUGCUCCCCUUCUUCAAUGUGAACAAAUCUGGAGGCAUGGCUUCUUGGACUUGUUACUUGUGUACUUUCAAACUGUAACUUGUUUCAACCGUUCCCCCUUUAACUCUUACCUUUCCUUUAAAUGGGCUUCAUCCCAUGCAAGCCAGUCAGACUGGAUCCCCACCCACCGCGCAAACCACUAGGUGUGGCCCGCACGUGCCUUAACAUACUUCCAUCUUAACAUACACGCCUUGCUCACUCCACACUUUCUGAAAGCCUUACGAUGGUGUUUUGUUAAAACAUUUUGUUAAGUUCAUACUUGCUGCAGACUUUGUACGCAGAGUAGCCUACUCUGUACUUCCAUCUUAACAUAGGCCUACACGCCUUACUCUCUCCACUGUGUACUUAAUAUACAAUACUAACUGUAGUAUACUGUUUAUAAAAGCCUUAUGAUUGUCUUUUGUUAAAACAGUUUGUUUUAAGUCCAUACUUGCUGCAGACUUUGUACGUAGAGUAUCCUACUCUGUAUGUUUGAGAUAUAAUUCUUUUUAAAAUUCAGGUCUAACGUCAGCUCAGGUACUGCUGUGUACAUCAUUGGGACGCACAAUCGUAUUAUUACCAUCUUGGGUGAAAAUCUUAUGACAAUCGUAAUCUUAUUUCACCCUAAUGGAUUGAAGACAGUAGACUAUUGUUGUGACUUUGUCUUGUCAUUAUGUGUAGUACAUCAUGACUGAAUCUAUUUGCAGUCUGUUUUUAUCUGCUUCCAAGAAAAGCCAUCACAAGAACAGUAAAAAAUACACUGAAUUGUACUCGUGUAUGUUAUGGUAGAGACAUAAUUUCCCAUCUUUUUAAAAUCAGUAUCAAUAUUUUUUGUUUUGUGUUUGUUACGUGCAUGGGUUACAAACUCACAUAAAAGACGCAUUACUGUUUCUACAAA